This is a messenger RNA of Solanum verrucosum, 3187 nucleotides long. Its product is annotated as probable inactive leucine-rich repeat receptor-like protein kinase At3g03770. Bases 587 to 2896 code for a protein of 769 amino acids. Gene Ontology annotation, biological process: protein phosphorylation. The record is from RefSeq and is a predicted model, not a curated record. The transcript is spliced from 7 exons. NCBI's taxonomy places the organism in Eukaryota, Viridiplantae, Streptophyta, Magnoliopsida, Solanales, Solanaceae. Gene Ontology annotation, molecular function: ATP binding; protein binding; protein kinase activity.
GAACCGAACCCAACGGAAAGGUCACCAUUAAUGGCGGAAACCUCAUGAAGCCCGCGACAGACUACUUAUCUUCUUCUCAUUCAAUGCAUGUAGCAUUAAAUUCCUUCUUCUGUCGGGUACUUUUAUAGCAACCCAACUUCUCCAUUUUUCUACAUUAUAUAUAUACUACUCUACUCUGCUCCAUUUCUUUGCUUCUUUUAAUUCCACCUCUUAAGCCGCACAAGACCCAUUUAUUAGUGCUUCAUUAUAGAGUUCUCUGUUCUUUUUGUUUCUUUCUCUUGACCCCCAGAGUGGGUUUUUUUUCUAUUUGUUUUCUCUUCUUCCAAAAUAUCUCUGCCAGGAAAAAGCAAAACAUUCCUUCAAUGUGCAGUUUAGUUAGUUUGUUUGUUUUUUCUUGAUGGGUCUUUGUCAAGAUUUGCGUUUGGUUCAGAAUUAGUUUAAUUUUCACCCAAAAAUAUUCUAUCCAUUUGGAGUUUUCCGCAGAUUUAGACAAACAAAAUGCUUGACGUCUGCAAGAAUUGAAGCUCAAAUUGUUCCCUUCAGCUUAUUCAUAAAAUUCUGUUGAGUAUUAAGAGGACUGUGUUAAAUGGGGUGCCUAAAGAUAUUUGUCAUAGUUGUAUUCAUGUGGGCUUUAUUGAUCCCAAAUACUCAUCAAUUAGGGUCCUAUGAAACUCAAAUUCUUCUUCAGUUACGGAGGCACUUGGAAUAUCCAGUGCAGUUGGAUGUUUUGGAGAAUUACAAUGGGGAUUUUUGCAGUUUGGGUUCAACACUGAAUAUGAGCAUUAUUUGCGAGAAUAACUCUGUUACUGAGCUCAAAAUCAAGGGAGAUAAGCUAGUAAAGGUCAAUGAAUUCCAUGGAGUUGCAGUUCCAAACAAUACCUUAUCUGAGCGUUUCUCCAUUGAUUCAUUUGUUACCACUUUGACAAGGUUAAGUAGUUUAAAAGUUCUCACUUUGGUUUCUUUGGGCAUUUGGGGACCUCUCCCUGUUAAAAUUCAUCGGUUGUCUUCUCUAGAAGUUCUGGAUAUGAGUUCAAAUUUUCUUUUUGGUAAGGUUCCAUCUGAGAUGUCUACAAUGGUGAAGCUUCAUACUUUGACAUUUGAUGGCAAUUUUUUCAAUGAGAGUCUCCUUGAGUGGUUAGAUUUGUUACCUAAUAUCACUAUUUUAAGUAUGAAGAAUAAUAGGUUGAAGGGUAAAUUUCCUCAUUCAAUUUCUAAAAUCACAGGCCUAACUGAUAUUAUUCUGUCACAUAAUGCUCUUUCUGGUGAAUUACCUGAUUUAAGUGCUUUGUCCAAUUUGCAUUUGUUGGAUUUAAGAGAAAAUCAUUUGGAUUCUGAACUGCCACUGUUGCCACAAGGAUUGACCACUAUUCUUCUUAGUAGUAAUGCUUUCUCUGGUGAGGUCCCAGAAGAAUUUGGCAAACUAAAUCUACUUCAACACCUUGAUCUGUCAAAUAAUGCUCUUACCGGAACGCCGCCUGCUGAUUUGUUCUCUUUGCCAAGUAUUAGUUACUUGAAUUUAGCGUUUAACGUUCUGAGUGGUUCACUUCCUGAACAUCUCAACUGUGGGAGUGAGCUUGGUUUUGUUGAUAUUUCUGAUAAUAGACUGCUUGGUAUGCUUCCUUCUUGCUUGAACGCCAGUUCGGAUAAGCGAAUUGUAAAGGUUAGUGGAAACUGCUUGUUGGAUAUACAAUAUCAGCACUCUGAGUCCUACUGCAAACAAGCUAGUUUGGCAAAGAAACAAACCACUGGAAAAGAGAUAGCAAUAUUGGUAGGUGUUGUUGGGGGAACUGUAAUACUUGUGGUGUUUUUGGCUGUUGUUCUUCUCAUCUUUUGUAGAAGACAACAUGCACGUCACGAUGUGGAUCGGUACAUGUUUCCCAAAGUUGUGCAAGAUAAUGCACAGCCCAAUAUUUCUGCUGAGCUCCUGGCAAAUGCUAGAAUCAUUUCUCAAACAGCAGCACUAGGAUCACAAGGUGCCCCAUCAUAUCGGGUGUUCUCCAUGGAAGAGUUGGAAGAAGCGACAGAAAUUUUUGAUAAAUCAGCAUUACUCGGUGAAGGCUCCAUUGGAAAAAUUUACAAGGGAAAAUUAGAGAAUGGAACCUAUGUUGCUGUAAGAGAAUUGACCGUUCAUAGACGAUGCACUAGUUGGAAUUUCAAACUUCGAAUGGAUUUGCUGUCAAAGUUUCGCCAUCCCCAUUUAGUUAGCCUUCUGGGUCACUGCAUUGAUGAUGGGGUGCAAGAUGACUCAACAGUCCACAGACUUUUUCUGGUUUAUGAAUUUAUUCCUUGUGGAAACUUCCGUGCUCGUCUUUCAGAAACUACUCCAGGAAAAGUCCUCAACUGGUCAGACAGGUUGGCGGUUCUGAUUGGUGUUGCCAAGGCUGUGCACUUUCUCCACACGGGUGUAAUCCCUCCUUCAUUCGGCAAUAGCUUGAAGACAGAUAGUAUAUUGCUUGAUGAGCAUCAGAUUGCAAAACUUAGUGAUUAUGGAAUGUCAAUCCUUACAGAAGAAAGUGAAAAAGUUGAGGCAAAAGGAGAUGGCCACAACGCCUGGAACACGAGGAAGAAAGAGGAUGAUGUGUAUAACUUUGGUUUCAUAUUGCUGGAGUCGCUGGUGGGUCCUUUUUUUAGUGGAAAAGGAGAAACAUUUUUGCUCAAUGAAAUGACAUCCUUUGGUAGCCAAGAUGGUAGGCGUAAAAUUGUGGAUCCUGCUGUGCUAACCACUAGCUCCCAAGAGUCUUUGUCAAUUGUAAUAUCACUCACCAACAAAUGCAUCUCUCCCGAGUCACAGAGUCGCCCCUCAUUUGAGGAUGUCCUCUGGAACCUACAAUAUGCAGCUCAAGUCCAGGCUACAGCCGAUACAGAUCAAAGAUCUGAUGCAACUUCAUUGUCAUGAGGUAUUCAAGAAAUUCAACUGCAUCUCAUCAGCAAUACUUGCUCAUGCCGCUGUCUCAAUUGGGAUGCAAGCUGAAUGCAUGAUGUUUGUGAAGCACAAAAUGGUUGCAAACCUCAGCCUCGUGUUCAAUCUUCUAGUCCUCGUUAUCAUUUUCUUUUGUAUAAAAAUGUAAAUUUGUCGAUUCUUUGGAUUUUAGAAUUUAGAAGUAGGUGAUGUUGCAAAACAGAGACUAGUCUUCACAUGAAUUUGUAUUACCCUCCUUCAGAAAGGAUAGAAAUGAAAGUGACAGAA